UUAGCACUGUGAGCCUUUGUAUCAAUUAAACGGGGUCUGCUAAAAACUAUACGAUUCCAAGGUGUCACGUAUUGCACUAGAAUAGUGUAACUUAUAAAGUUUACGGUUACUUGUUUACUGUGAAACAUUAUAUAAUGGAUGAAAGUGAUCAAUCCUCGGAGAUGUCUGAUGUUGAUCCUCAAGCGUUGAUUGAUUCACUCAAGAACAUUGAUGACUUGGACGCAGAUUUGUUUUCUGGAAGUAAAGCAAAAACUGCCAAGAAACCAGAAAAGGUCCCUAGUGUGAAAAGUAGUUUGAAACAACCCACUUUAGAGAAAAAAAAGAAAGUGAGUUUUCACAACAGCACUGAACUGGGAAAAGAUGAUUUUGGGUUUGAUCCGGAUGAUCCACUUGGUGAUCUUCUUCCAGAUGAUGAUGAUGACUUUAUAUUUGAUAGAGAGGAACCAAAGACACUUGUGAGCAAGAAAACAUCAAAAAUUUCAGAACCUCCAAAGGUUGACAAACAGGUGAAAGAGGAAAAACUCUUCGAUGAUAAUGAUGAUGAUAUAUUGGAUGCACUUGGUCUGGAUGAUGAAAAACCAAAGUCAAAGGAAAGGAAACGUCGCGCUCAGCACUUGAUGAUUUGUUGGGCUUUCGUUCAGAAGCAGAGGCUCCAAAAUCAAAGGAAAAGCAAAGAAAUUUACGUUUUGAUAAGGAUGGGAAAUUCAUCAAAGAGAAUUCUUCUGUGAAACAACCAGCCAAACCAGCUGCAACUGAACUUGAUGAUUUACCUUUCGGAGGUUACAUGCCUUCUACGUCAUCUGGUAAAGGACGAAGAUCAAAA
Molecule: messenger RNA, 823 nt
Organism: Ciona intestinalis (vase tunicate)
Lineage: Eukaryota; Metazoa; Chordata; Ascidiacea; Phlebobranchia; Cionidae
Product: fas-binding factor 1 homolog
Biological process (GO): cilium assembly; establishment of epithelial cell polarity
Cellular component (GO): ciliary basal body; ciliary transition fiber; centriole
Source: RefSeq, a predicted model, not a curated record